This is a messenger RNA of Tupaia belangeri chinensis (Chinese tree shrew), 1743 nucleotides long. RefSeq names its product Indian hedgehog signaling molecule (gene IHH). Gene Ontology annotation, molecular function: calcium ion binding; patched binding. Gene Ontology annotation, biological process: regulation of gene expression; cell fate specification; cell-cell signaling. Lineage: Eukaryota; Metazoa; Chordata; Mammalia; Scandentia; Tupaiidae. The record is from RefSeq and is a predicted model, not a curated record.
CCCCGACAUCAUCUUCAAGGACGAGGAGAACACCGGCGCCGACCGCCUCAUGACCCAGCGCUGUAAAGACCGCCUGAACUCGCUGGCCAUCUCGGUGAUGAACCAGUGGCCUGGCGUGAAGCUGCGGGUAACCGAGGGCUGGGAUGAGGACGGCCACCAUUCAGAGGAGUCCCUGCACUACGAGGGCCGUGCAGUGGACAUCACCACAUCGGACCGUGACCGCAACAAGUACGGACUGCUGGCACGCCUGGCCGUGGAGGCCGGCUUUGACUGGGUGUAUUACGAGUCCAAGGCCCACGUGCAUUGCUCCGUCAAGUCCGAGCACUCAGCAGCAGCCAAGACAGGCGGUUGCUUCCCCGCUGGAGCCCAGGUGCGCCUGGAGAGCGGGGCACGUGUGGCCUUGUCAGCCGUGAGGCCAGGAGACCGAGUGCUGGCCAUGGGGGAGGACGGAAGCCCCACCUUCAGUGAUGUGCUCAUUUUCCUGGACCGCGAGCCUGACAGGCUGAGGGCCUUCCAGGUCAUCGAGACCCAGGACCCCCCACGCCGCCUGGCCCUCACACCCGCCCACCUGCUCUUCACAGCUGACAAUCACACAGAGCCAGUAGCUCACUUCAGGGCGACAUUCGCCAGCCAUGUGCAACCUGGCCAGUAUGUGCUGGUGGCUGGGGCGCCAGGACUUCAGCCUGCCCGAGUGGCAGCUGUCUCCACACACGUGGCCCUCGGAGCCUAUGCCCCACUCACAAGACACGGGACGCUGGUGGUGGAGGAUGUGGUGGCAUCCUGCUUCGCAGCCGUGGCUGACCACCACCUGGCUCAGCUGGCCUUCUGGCCCCUGCGACUGUUUCACAGUUUGGCGUGGGGCAGCUGGACCCCGGGUGAGGGCAUACACUGGUACCCCCAGCUACUUUACCGCCUGGGGCGUCUCUUGCUUGAAGAAGGCAGCUUCCACCCCCUGGGCAUGUCCGGGGCAGGGAGCUGAAAGAACCCCACCACUGCCCUCCAGGAACUGCCAUACUGGGUCCAAGGUCCUCCCUGCCAGGAGGACACUGGCCCUAGAAGAGACUUGAGCUGGGGACACCAGUUCCUGCCAUGUCCUCCAGCGUGGAGUUACAUCAUGAGAUUUGACUGAGCAAUGCCAGUGUCCCUUGUCCCUCUUGGCAUAGUGAUAGAGCUGCAAGCUGAGCUGGCAGUGGGGACGGCCUGUCGUUAUAUCUACAGAUCUGCAGGCUGGCACGGGGGCUCCCAGACCGGCCAGCUCUCACUGCGACUUCACACCCUGCCUCCCCUGGUGGAGAGGGCCCAGUGCACCUGGCUUGGGCCCCCCUUAGGUGGGCUUGCACCUCAGUUGAUGCUGCUAGAUACCCUGGGAGCCAGCCAGGAGAUGGCUGGACUCAAUGCUGCCCAGAGCUGAGAAGGCCACCCGGGUGAGGUGGCCACUCUGGCCAUCCUGAGGCAUGACCUUCCUCCCUGGCCACACUCCUCAAGACACAGGCAUUGACUGUCAUGGGCAGGGCUCUGCAUUCCAGCCAAUGUGACCAUAGGGCCUGGGACCAGGGGAGGUAGGCUGGAUGUCCUUGCCACCCCUGGCCCCCCAAGCUCCUUUUUCUGCCAAACCAUGACCCCCACCCCUUCCUCCGGUCAGUCUCCCCACCUUAUUUAUUGGCGCGGAGGAGGAAGCCCACAGGAGAAUUGGGGGGAUGUUUUUUUCUUCCUUUUGUAAUAAAAAUUAUUUAAGUUGUUGGA